AUGGUGGCUGCUACCAUCACGCCUACAAUGUCGUUUCCUUCGCCUUACUAUCAUCUUUCAUCACAACAGUCCCAACAACUGUUUCUUCAGUAUCCUGAAUAUACCCAACCGAUGUUUCAUUAUGGCGACAAACACCAGCUUCCGUCGAUCAACUUGAGCCAGCAAAGUCAAAAUCAACUAAACCAACCAAGUCAAAACCAAACAAAUCAAAACCAACUAAACCAAAACCAAUCAAACCAAAACCAACAAGCACCCCAUCUUCACCAAAGUCACCAAUCUCAUGCCCAUCAGAGUCAUCACCAAUCUCACCCUUCCCACCAAAUUCUCCAAUACCCACAACAUGUGCCCAUGGAUUACUACUACUACCAACACAUGCUGCCCUCGCAAUCCAAGCCAUACUCUCUAACCAACCCCAACAAUCCUUACACCAUGGGGUACGGUAAUUACCUGACAGAGUCGUAUGCUCCUCCUGCUGCCGAAUCUAAACGGCAAAUUGACUACUCGCAAUUAGUCUCAUUCACAAACUCCACAGUUUCUCGUCGUCGCCGCCGAUCUACUCCUCCUUCGGCUCCACUGGAAGUCAUGUACCCAUGUGCACAAUGUGGAAAAGUGUUUCAGAAACUGUACAAUCUUAAAUCACACAUGCGUACGCAUCUGAGAGAAAAACCCUAUGCGUGCCUGGUAUGCGGUAAGACGUUUGCUCGGAGCCACGAUAUGCGUCGGCAUCAAUUGUUGCAUGAGGGAAAGAAGAAUUUCAAAUGUGAAGGGUACCUUAAAGAUGGAGUUACCAAAUGGGGUUGUGGCCGACUGUUUGCUCGUUCCGAUGCUCUUACAAGACACUUUCGUACCGAAACAGGCUGGUUGUGUAUCAAGCCGUUUAUGGAUGAAGCCCGGUCGUUGGGACUUUAUACCGAUGCUACACAGGCAAUUCUGGACGCUACAUCCCAUCACCUUCCAAUGCUGACGCCGGGUUCCGAACCAUCCACCACAUCUUCAGCUGUUGAUGGAGAAGACAAUGUGGAUUCUGAGUAUUCAAAAACGACAAUCUACCCAUCGCAGACCCAGAUCCUCACGCCCGAACAGAGUUACGAGUCCACAUUGACCCGCAAGCUCGUCGACAGCAAAUAA
This is a messenger RNA of Meyerozyma guilliermondii ATCC 6260, 1128 nucleotides long. RefSeq names its product C2H2-type zinc finger protein. The coding region runs from base 1 to 1128 and encodes 375 amino acids. The record is from RefSeq and is a predicted model, not a curated record. The transcript has a single exon. NCBI's taxonomy places the organism in Eukaryota, Fungi, Ascomycota, Pichiomycetes, Serinales, Debaryomycetaceae.